Molecule: messenger RNA, 828 nt
Organism: Camelina sativa (false flax)
Lineage: Eukaryota; Viridiplantae; Streptophyta; Magnoliopsida; Brassicales; Brassicaceae
Product: F-box/kelch-repeat protein SKIP6-like
Molecular function (GO): protein binding
Source: RefSeq, a predicted model, not a curated record
AUGGACUACUACUUGGAUCCGGCCCCGGUUGAAGGAUCCUGUUUCGUGAGGACGGAUUGGGGGAUCUAUGUAAUCGGUGGGCUCAUCAACGGCAAACCCACAUCGGAAGUCAUGUUUUUUGAUCCUACCGAUCACACAGUGUUGCGCAUUGCGCCCAUGAAGAUGGCUCGAAGCGGAGCAUCCGCAAGCUGCUUGAUGGGCGAGUCCAAGAUAUACGUGUUUGGAGGGUGCUCGGACUCUGCUGAUUCCUCAAAUUGGGCAGAGGUGUAUGAUCGCGCAACCGGUACUUGGGAGUUCUUGUCGGUCUCUGCGCCGCCCAAGAUGCCCCUCAAAAUCCAACAAAGUGUGGUGCUGGACGACAAGAAGCAUGUUUACGCGGUGGGUGAGGAUAGUCAAAUCUUUAAUUUCUCAGUAACUGAGUGUAAGUUUGAGGCAGCAGAGGACGGAAUAAGCGAGUCUGACCUAGAAAAUAAAAACGAUUGGCUUAUGACUGAUGAGGCAUUGUUCUGCCGUGGUACCGGCGGGAGAAUACUUUGGCGUCUUCCAUGUAACUUGGCUUGGAAUGAAGUCAAGGGUUUGGAAGAGCUGCAGCAGCAACAUAUCAUCAAACUCUUCAUCUACAAUCAUGAGAGGUUGGCCAUCUUCUGGGAAGCCCGGCCUCAAGGUCCUGAUGAUCAGCAGAUUUUGGAGCUUUGGUACGCGGAGAUUACCUUUCAGCCACGCAUGAAUGGCCGGGUAUGGGAUCUUUGGGGGAACAUUGAGUGGUCCGGUGCUGUCCUCUCCUCCGACUUAGGCUCAUCAUCAUCAUCAUCUACUCGCCCCCCUUAA